This is a messenger RNA of Pistacia vera, 4355 nucleotides long. RefSeq lists its product as uncharacterized. Gene Ontology annotation, molecular function: NADP binding; aldehyde-lyase activity; zinc ion binding. NCBI's taxonomy places the organism in Eukaryota, Viridiplantae, Streptophyta, Magnoliopsida, Sapindales, Anacardiaceae. Bases 152 to 4276 code for a protein of 1374 amino acids. Gene Ontology annotation, biological process: carbohydrate metabolic process. The record is from RefSeq and is a predicted model, not a curated record. The transcript has 42 exons.
ACGAUAGAGAAGUGGCGUGUAACGGUGAAGAGAGGAGGAUUAUUAGUAUUUUGAUACUUCAAAGUGCUCUGGACGGUUGAAAAAAAAUUAUUAAAAAAAAAAAAAAAAAAAAACAGAGAAAAACAAAAAAUUCUCUCUCCGUGGAAUUGCAAUGGCGUCUCAAGGUUGUGUUGGCUUCGUCGGCCUGGACGAACUGAGCUUGGACAUGGCCGCUUCACUUCUUCGCUCCGGUUACAAUAUCCAGGCUUUUGAGAUACAUGAGCCUUUGAUAAAUGAGUUUCUGAAGCUAGGGGGAUCUAGAUGUGCGAGCCCUCAGGAGGCAGGGAAAGAUGUAGCAGCUUUGGUUGUGCUAAUAUCUCAUGCUGAUCAAAUUGAUGAUGUAAUCUUUGGUCACGACGGUGCAUUAAAAGGGUUGCACAAAGGCUCUGUCUUAAUUCUUCGUUCAACCAUGCUGCCAUCACAUUUCCAGAAAUUGGAGAAGAAUCUUUCAGAGAAUGGUGAGACAGCUUAUCUGGUUGAUGCCUAUGUCUCUCGGGCAAUGUCUGAGGUUUUGAAAGGGAAAGUCAUGAUAACAUCUUCAGGAAGGUCAAAUGCCAUUGCAAGGGCGCGGCCAUUUCUCUCUGCUAUGUGUGAAAAGCUUUAUGUCUUUGAGGGUGAAGUUGGUGCCGGAAGCAAAUCCAAAAUGGUUAAUGAACUACUUGAGGGCAUUCACCUUAUUGCUUCUGUAGAGGCUAUUUCUCUUGGUGCUAAAGUUGGGAUUCAUCCAUUAAUUCUCUAUGAUAUCAUUUCCAAUGCUGCUGGAAAUUCAUGGAUUUUCAAGAAUCACAUUCCCCAGUUAUUGAGGGGUGAUGCGAAACUUCAGUUCCUGAAUCCAGUUAUUCAGAAUUUGGGUAUUAUUUUGGACAUGGCUAAGACGCUUACUUUUCCUCUUCCACUUUUGGCUGUUGCUCGUCAACAACUACUUCAUGGGUCUCAUGUUCAUGGUGAUGAUGGUAGCACCCCAUUGGUUAAGGUUUGGGAGAAAGUGAUGGGAGUGAAUAUCAUAGAUGCAGCCAAUCUGGAACCCUACCAACCGGAGCAACUUGCACAACAAAUCAUUGCCAAAUCAAAUACUGUUAAGCGAGUUGGUUUCAUUGGCCUUGGAGCAAUGGGAUUUGGCAUGGCUACUCACCUGCUGAAAUUUUGUUCUGUUGUUGGUUAUGAUGUUUAUAAACCAACACUUACGCGAUUUGAAAAUGCUGGUGGCUUAAUUGCGAACUCUCCAGAAGAAGUAUCUAAAGACAUUGAUGUGCUUGUAGUCAUGGUUACAAAUGAAUCUCAAGCAGAGAGUGUUUUGUAUGGAGAUCAUGGUGCAGUUCCAGCUCUUCCAUCUGGAGCAUCAAUAAUCCUUUCAUCCACUGUCUCUCUGGGAUUCGUGGUUCAACUAGAGCGGCGCUUGCAACUUGAAGGCAAGGAUUUGAAAUUGGUAGAUGCUCCUGUUUCUGGUGGUGUUAAGAGGGCAUCCACCGGAGAACUUACGAUAAUGGCUGCCGGUACAGAUGAAGCCCUUACAAGCACGGGUUCAGUUCUCUCAGCAUUAAGUGAGAAGCUUUAUGUUAUCAAAGGGGGUUGUGGUGCUGGAAGUGGUGUAAAGAUGGUUAAUCAGUUGCUUGCUGGAGUCCAUAUAGCAUCAACAGCUGAGGCGAUGGCCUUUGGAGCUCGAUUAGGUCUUAAUACCAGAGUGUUGUUUGAUAUCAUCUCCAACAGUGGGGGAACAUCUUGGAUGUUUGAGAAUCGUGGUCCACAUAUGUUAGACAAUGACUACACACCUCACUCUGCACUCGAUAUCUUUGUGAAGGAUCUGGGUAUUGUUACUCAUGAAAGCUCAGCUCAAAAAGUUCCGCUGCAUAUUUCAACUAUUGCACAUCAACUGUUCUUGGCAGGCUCUGCUGCUGGCUGGGGUCGUCAAGAUGAUGCUGGUGUGGUUAAGGUGUAUGAGACACUUACUGGUGUUAAAGUUGAAGGAAAGCUUCCCAUGGUUAAGAAAGAAGUUGUUUUGCAAUCUCUGCCAUCUGAGUGGCCAGUGGAUCCCAUUGAUGAUACAAAGGGACUAAUUCAGAACAGUUCAAAGACUCUCGUUGUUCUAGAUGAUGAUCCAACUGGGACCCAAACUGUUCAUGAUAUUGAAGUAUUGACAGAAUGGAGUGUUGAGUCACUUGUUGAGCAGUUUACAAAAAAACCUUUGUGCUUCUUCAUUUUGACUAACUCCAGGGCACUGAGCUCUGAAAAGGCUGGUGAAUUGACCAAAGAAAUCUGCAGAAACCUCUGUACAGCAGCUAAUUCAGUUGAGAAUACUAAAUUCACAGUAGUUUUGAGAGGUGAUUCAACAUUACGUGGUCAUUUUCCAGAGGAGACAGAUGCUGCUGUGUCAGUAUUGGGUGAAAUGGAUGCAUCAAUAAUUUGCCCCUUUUUUCUUCAAGGAGGUCGUUAUACUAUUGAAGAUGUACAUUAUGUUGCAGACGUUGAUCGGCUUGUUCCUGCUGGAGACACGGAAUUUGCGAAGGAUGCUGCUUUUGGCUAUAAGUCGUCAAACCUGCGAGAGUGGGUAGAAGAGAAAACAGCAGGACGGAUUUCAGCCAGCAGUGUUGCAUCUAUUUCUGUCCAACUUCUGAGGAAAGGAGGACCAGAUGCAGUUUGUGAACAUCUUUGCAGUCUACAGAAGGGUUCUACGUGCAUAGUUAAUGCUGCUAGUGAGAGAGAUAUGGCUGUCUUUGCAGCUGGAAUGAUCCAGGCAGAAUUGAAGGGAAAGUCUUUCAUAUGCCGUACUGCUGCUAGCUUUGUUUCUGCCAGGAUUGGAAUUAUCCCGAAAGCUCCAAUUCUGCCAAAGGAUUUGGGAAUCAACAGAGAAACAAAUGGUGCCAUCAUAGUUGUGGGAUCAUAUGUACCAAAAACUACAAAACAGGUUGGAGAGCUUAAAUCACAGUGUGGACAUAUCAUAAGAAGCAUUGAGGUUUCUGUUGAUAAAGUUGCAAUGAAAUCAUUAGAAGAAAGAGAGGAGGAAAUCAAUAGAACGGUUGAGAUGGUAGACGUACUCCUUCGGUGUCGGAAAGAUACUCUUGUAAUGACGAGCCGAGAACUCAUCACUGGAAAAACUUCUUCUGAGAGUUUGGAAAUCAAUUUCAAGGUGAGCUCUGCGCUGGUGGAAAUAGUUAGGCGUAUAACUACAAGACCCCGUUACAUUCUUGCAAAGGGGGGAAUUACAUCAUCAGACACUGCUACAAAAGCUUUAGAAGCAAAGCGUGCCAAAGUAGUUGGGCAAGCCCUAGCUGGUGUUCCCCUAUGGCAGCUAGGUCCUGAAAGUAGACACCCAGGAGUUCCAUACAUAGUGUUCCCUGGUAAUGUUGGUGACAAUAAUGCACUCGCACAAGUGGUGAAAUCUUGGGCUCGUCCAGCCAGACUUUCAUCAACAAAGGAGCUCCUAAUUAAUGCAGACCAGGGUAAAUAUGCUGUCGGAGCAUUCAAUGUUUAUAACAUGGAAGGAGUGGAGGCAGUUGUUGCUGCUGCUGAGGAAGAGCGUAGCCCCGCCAUUUUACAGAUUCAUCCUAGUGCUCUAAAGGAAGGAGGAAUUCCAUUGGUUGCGUGCUGUAUUUCUGCUGCUGAAAGGGCCAGUGUACCCAUAACUGUUCACUUCGAUCAUGGAAAUUCAAAGCAAGAGUUGAUGGAAGCUCUUGAGUUGGGAUUUGAUUCAGUCAUGGCCGACGGUUCACAUCUUCCCUUCAAGGAUAAUAUCUUGUAUACAAAGUUCAUAUCUCGCUUGGCCCACUCAAAAGAUCUGCUGGUAGAAGCCGAACUAGGAAGAUUGUCAGGAACGGAGGAUGAUUUGACUGUUGAAGAUUAUGAAGCAAAGCUGACUGACAUUAAUCAGGCUGAAGAAUUCAUUGAUGAGACUGGUAUAGACGCUUUAGCUGUGUGUAUCGGAAAUGUCCAUGGAAAAUACCCUCCAAGUGGCCCCAAUCUGAGACUCGAUUUGCUGAAGGAUCUGCAUGCCUUGAGCUCAAAGAAAGGUGUUUAUUUGGUGCUUCAUGGAGCCUCUGGUUUGUCAGUGGAACUCAUCAAGGGAUGUAUAGAGAGAGGUGUGACGAAAUUCAACGUGAACACUGAGGUACGCACGGCUUACAUGGAGUCACUCAAGAGCCCGAAGAAGGAUCUGGUCCAUGUCAUGGCAGCUGCGAAAGACGCCAUGAAAGCCGUUGUUGCUGAGAAGAUGCAUCUUUUUGGUUCAGCUGGAAAAGCAUGAUGAUGGUUUUAUUGAAUUAAUAACUUAAAAGAAUAAUGUAUUUCAUAAUUUAAAGUCAAUUUAAUUCUUUGCUCCUCCA